Messenger RNA from Brassica napus (rape), 1250 nucleotides. RefSeq lists its product as uncharacterized. The coding region runs from base 190 to 1065 and encodes 291 amino acids. Gene Ontology annotation, biological process: regulation of transcription by RNA polymerase II. The record is from RefSeq and is a predicted model, not a curated record. Gene Ontology annotation, molecular function: transcription coactivator activity. Gene Ontology annotation, cellular component: SAGA complex. The transcript has 2 exons. Lineage: Eukaryota; Viridiplantae; Streptophyta; Magnoliopsida; Brassicales; Brassicaceae.
UUCUAAAAAAAACACACACAAACAAAAAGAAAUAAGAAGAAUAUGCGAUCUAUCCGUCUCUAAAAAUUUCUCCCAAAAAUCCCUCUUUUGUUUUUCUGUUAAUCACUUUACUCCCAAGUCGCGAUUACUGUUCAUCUCAAAAGCUCAAAUUCGCUUCUCUGUUCUUCUUCUCCUCAACGAGGGACCCAAAUGCCAACGGGUCAGCAUCAUGUCGUUAGGACAGAUACUUCCGAGUUAAAGUCUCAGCUCGAGAAGAAGAUUGGUCGGGCCAAAACCGAGAGAUACCUUAAUCUCUUGUCCAAAUUCUUGAGCUUGAAAAUCAGCAAACCCGAUUUCGAUAAGCUAGUCGUCGCCACGGUGAAGAAGGAGAACGUUGGUCUGCACAACGCUUUGCUAAGAGGGAUUAUUAAGAAUGUGUGUCUCUCAAAGACAUCGAAUGGUGUUGAAGGAGUAGAGAAGAAGAAGCAAUUGAAUGGUGUCAAGUCUUUAUGCAACGACCUUCCUAAAUCGCCUCGUAAAGGGAGGACUCAAAGGAGGUUGAAUAAGGAUUGUAAUGGAAGCAAAGGAAAGAGUCAAGUCACUGAGGUUGUUUCUUCUAGUUUAAAACAACAAUGGUCAAUGGAAGAUGGUGAAGAAGUUGAUCAGUUGACUCGGUGUUGGAGAAGUCAACCCAUUGAGGCUCCCUUUGGUGUUAAUCUUAGAGAUGUGAGCAAGAGAAGACCUCACGUAGGGACUUGUUACUCCUCUGGUGAGCUUCCUGAUUCUAUUUCUCUAAAGAAGAAAGUUGAAGAAGGCAUGGAGGGAGAAGGACUAGAGGUUUCAGCUGGUUUUGCUAACUCGUUGAACGCUGGACUCAAUGUCUUCUUGAAAAGACUAAUCAAACCGUGUCUAGAAUUAGCAGCUUCAAGGUCUAGUAGCCGAGGGGAAGUUUGUUCUUCUUCUUCUUCAAUAUCUAUGGAAGAUUUUAAAGUAGCUAUGGAGUUAAACCCGUUGAUACUUGGGGAAGAUUGGUCUACAAAGCUUGAAAAGAUCAGGUUAGCUACACCAGAUUUUCAGACAAGCUAACUCUUUAACUAGAUAGAUCAUCUGAUUCUUCCAUUACAGAGUUUGUGUUGGACAACAUCUUUAGGUUUUUGUGUGUGUAUAUAUAUGUCUUGGUGUUUAAUUGCUUGUUGCUGAUUUUAUAUGUUUAGGGUUUGAUUUUUUUAAACAACUUCAAUAAAAGAAAUAAGGUAAUAUUACAGCCAAAA